AUGACCAACAAGUUCCUGAACCAUCGGAUGGUGGACGUUGACUGUCGAGGGUAUACUUCUAAAUUUUUCGAGUAUGCUAGAAUAAUACCAACUCUGGCCUCACCAGAACCGGUGCUUAUUUCUCGCUACAUUUGGGGACUAAUUAGCGAGAUUCGCGACAUAGUCAAAGCUGCGAGACCUCGAACGAUAGAUGAUGCGGUCGAAUUCGCCAACACCCUGACUGACGGACUGGUGCGCACAAGAGAAGAAAACUGGAAAAAGAAAUUGGCCCAAAAGACUACCCAAGAUUUCCGUGGGGGUAAUAAUAGUAGUAACUUCAAGAAAAAGGGAACCGGGCAAUCCUCCACCGCUCCGUUUUGCAGUAAUUGUAAGAAGAAGCAUUUUGGGAAGUGCAUGGAAAAUUGCAAUUUCUGCAAUAGAUCGGGACACCGAGAGGAGGAAUGCAGAAAGAAAUAUAUGGUCUGCUACAACUGCGGAGAAGCUGGGCAUUUUAAGCCAGAGUGUCCUAAACUGGUCAAGCCAGCUGAUAACAAGGCAAAAGCAACUGAAGGAACUAAUUAA
Molecule: messenger RNA, 561 nt
Organism: Helianthus annuus (common sunflower)
Lineage: Eukaryota; Viridiplantae; Streptophyta; Magnoliopsida; Asterales; Asteraceae
Exons: 1
Coding region: 1-561 (186 amino acids)
Molecular function (GO): nucleic acid binding; zinc ion binding
Source: RefSeq, a predicted model, not a curated record